Mucor mucedo is the source of this 1502-nucleotide messenger RNA. RefSeq lists its product as uncharacterized. Gene Ontology annotation, molecular function: DNA-directed RNA polymerase activity; DNA binding. Gene Ontology annotation, biological process: DNA-templated transcription. The record is from RefSeq and is a predicted model, not a curated record. NCBI's taxonomy places the organism in Eukaryota, Fungi, Mucoromycota, Mucoromycetes, Mucorales, Mucoraceae. The annotation marks the transcript as partial. The transcript has 3 exons.
AAAAAUGAAAGUGUUUCACUAAAGAUGUCUGAAGCUCCAAUCUCAAGGUUUUCUGUAUCAAGAUAUGUUAGUAAUUCUACGAGAAUCGACGCUGCUCCACUUAUGCCAGAUGUAAACUGCACCAGCAAUGUAAGGGUCAUCUACCAGUAAAUGUUAAUGGAAUGAUAGGUUUACCUCCUAUUUGUGUGAAUGAUGACCUCAUUACUAUUGAUGAUAGAGGACGACUCAAUAAGAAACUGUUAAAAGAAGAUCUUAAUGGUUACGUAUUUUCUUCAGAGUUAAGAACAACUUUAAUGGGAAAGAAAGGUAUGUUACGAUUUGAGGGAGCUGGUUCCCGACCUCUCACCACUGUUAGAGGAGUAGCGGUAUGUAAUUGGAAUGUGAAGCCUCACGAAAUACUUAUGCCUCACACAUGGCUCAAGUCUCUUAAUAUACCUAUAUUAAAAAGCAAGGAUUCAUUUACAUCUCCAUACUGGUCAUUUAAGAAUGCAAUGGAAGGAGAUAGAGCCUUAUUAAUGAGAUGUCCAUCUAUUUUCGAAACAUCUGUUAUGGGCGUUACAUUAAAAGGAUGGUCAACUCCGGCCAUAGGUAUUCAUCCAUCUAUGUGUGAGUACCUCAAUCUCGAUUUUGAUGGAGAUGAAGUUCAUGUUGCCGUUAUUGCUGAUGAUAAGUCGGUAAAGGAGGUUGAUAGCCUAAUUGAGAUAAGAGCUGGUUUCGAUAAAUUUACUGAUACUAACAUAAGUACAAUAAUGUUAGAAUGUAGAGUUCCUAUAACUACUGAUUUCAUGUUGCCAAGCACGAUUCCUUUAAGAUAUAUCCUUCAAGGUGUAGACUUUAUCUCCAUUUCUAAGUAUAUGAAGUUAUGUCGAUGUAAGAUUGAAUUAAACGACUCUAUUAGAGAUCGAUUGAUAAAGCGAUCCUAUGUCAGAAAGUAUGUAGAGACAUCAAAUAAUACUGUCCCAUAUUGGUCUAGAGAAAAGUUUUCAACUGAACAGGUAUAUAUCAAUAAUGAGGGUAAAGGAAGGGAGUACGGAUACCCUGCAUGUAGAGUAUUCACUAGAAUAGCGAGUAACCAUAUGCAAAAAGCAUUAGAUGAUGCAAAGCAUACAGUCACCUCCACUGGUGAAGAUGUAAUGAUAAGUCUUAUGGAUCCCACAUCUCCUUCUAAGGAAUUGAGAUCAUUCAAAGGCAAAUUGUCCAUUGUUAAUGAAGGUGUAAGAAGUAGAGGAAAGAGAAUAGGUACCACAUCAAGAAUUCAACUAGGUCUUAUGAAUAACCAUGAUUGCCUACAAAAUUGCACUUUAAUCGUAAUAGCAGGCUGUAAAAGUAUGGGAAUUGAUGUAUCUGAUAGUGCGUUAACACAAUUGGUGUCAGUUAUAUAUCAUGCUGUACAGAGUGCACCUAACGCUGUACUUUCUGCAGAGCUACCUGUAAGAUUCCUAUCGGAAGUAAAUAGUAAUUAUCUCACUGUUGCUCUAACUGAGAAUAUCAUUACAGCUGAU